GUUUAAGAAGAAGAAAAACAUUGCCGUGCUCAACUUUCGCGGUUGCACAACAAAACAACUAUCAAAGGACAAAGAACUUGACAGCUGGUUAUAACUCAAAUGAUCAAUAAGUGGUGACUGAUGGUGAGACUGUGGAGGAACCUUUUGUGAACCGCUCAUCUCAUCCUCCUCAGGCCAGAGUGAUGCCACUUUUCAGAAUGAGACCGCUCUCCUGACACAGGGAGGUUACUCCUUCCCCAACUCGGGCUCUGUCCUCUACCUACCUCACCCCUGACUACUUACCUCACCCCAAGUCAACAUCCUAGAGCUUGCUUCCUAACCCAUGAGAACCCUCCCCUCGAAUUACUACCUCAGCACUUUCCUCUAUGUAAACCUGGUGCUCCCAGACCACCGUCUCCACCCUCCUGAGUCUUUCCCCUCACCAAUUCAUUACACCUUCAUCAACCCCUGAGGGGCAUUUUAAAAAGGCAUUACCAGUGCCUACUCCCCGUUGUCGGUAAGGUGAUCUGAGCCUUCCCUCUUAUUACCUCACACCCUCCUACUGUGUACUGGCACGCAAAGAUGCGCCGGAACUUCGAGUGGCAGAUGUUUGAGUGACGUCCCCACUCUCUCAAUGUCAGAGCCUGGAGGAGAGGGGUGGGGCCAGAGUGGGAAUCCCACGUCUGUGUUUGCCUAUGAAGGUCAUCAAGGCCCAGAGGAAGGAGGCAUGAAGAAUGAGGGAGAGAUGCGAAAAGGAGAGGAGGAGGGGCAGGGAAAAGAGGAGGAUGAGGAUUACGACUCGCCUCCAGAGAGGCAGAUCGUGGUGGGCAUCUGCUCCAUGAUGAAGAAGUCCAAGUCCAAGCCCAUGACCCAGAUCAUGGAAAGGCUGUGUAAGUUUGAGUACAUCACCGUGGUCAUCUUCCCCGAGGAGGUCAUCCUCAACGAGCCCGUGGACAAAUGGCCCCUGUGCGACUGCCUCGUCUCCUUCCACUCCAAAGGUACAAACGAACGUUUCCCAUUGGACAAAGCGGUAGAGUACGCCAACCUCAGAAACCCACUUCUCAUCAAUGACCUGAACAUGCAGUACUACAUACAAGACAGGAGGGAGGUGUAUCGUAUCUUGCAGGAGGAGGGGAUUGACCUUCCUCGUUACGCUGUGUUAACCCGAGACCCAGACAGACCUGAAGAAUGUAACCUGGUCGAGGGGGAGGAUCAUGUGGAGGUGAACGGGGAGGUGUUCCCCAAGCCCUUUGUGGAGAAGCCCGUGUGCGCAGAGGACCACAAUGUCUACAUCUACUACCCCACCUCAGCUGGAGGGGGCAGCCAGAGACUCUUCAGAAAGAUAGGGAGCCGCAGCAGUGUGUACUCCCCAGAGAGCUGUGUGAGGAAGACUGGCUCCUACAUAUACGAGGAGUUCAUGCCAACGGACGGCACUGAUGUCAAGGUGUACACAGUGGGUCCUGACUAUGCCCAUGCUGAGGCAAGGAAGUCCCCGGCCCUGGACGGUAAGGUGGAGCGGGACAGCGAGGGGAAGGAGAUCCGCUACCCUGUCAUGCUCACCGCCAUGGAGAAACUGGUGGCCCGCAAGGUCUGCCUGGCCUUCAAGCAAACGGUGUGUGGCUUCGACCUCUUGAGAGCGAAUGGCCACUCAUUCGUCUGUGACGUCAAUGGCUUCAGCUUUGUGAAGAACUCCAUGAAGUACUAUGACGACUGUGCCAAGGUCUUGGGGAACAUGGUGAUGCGAGAGCUGGCCCCUCAGUUCCACAUCCCCUGGUCCAUCCCCAUGGAGGCUGAGGACAUACCUAUAGUCCCCACCACCUCAGGAACCAUGAUGGAGCUGCGCUGUGUCAUCGCCAUCAUCCGCCACGGAGACCGCACCCCCAAACAGAAAAUGAAGAUGGAAGUCAGACACCCUCUGUUCUUUGAGCUGUUUGAUAAGUACGGAGGGUACAAGUCAGGGAAACUGAAGUUGAAGAAGCCCAAACAGCUACAGGAGGUGCUGGACAUUGCCCGGCUCCUACUGGCUGAGUUGGGGCAGCACACAGACUGUGAGAUCGAGGAGAAGAAGGGUAAACUGGAGCAGCUCAAGACUGUCCUGGAGAUGUAUGGGCAUUUCUCAGGCAUCAACAGGAAAGUGCAGCUCACGUACCUGCCCAACGGACAGCCCAAAGCCUCCAGUGAGGAAGAAGAAGGUCCGAAGGAGGGUCCGUCUCUACUGCUGGUGUUGAAGUGGGGAGGGGAGCUGACCCCGGCAGGCAGAGUACAGGCUGAGGAGCUGGGGAGGGCCUUCCGCUGCAUGUACCCUGGAGGACAAGGGGACUAUGCCGGUUUUCCUGGCUGUGGUCUGCUUCGUUUACACAGUACCUACCGCCACGACCUCAAGAUCUACGCUUCAGACGAAGGCCGUGUACAGAUGACCGCUGCCGCUUUUGCGAAGGGUCUGCUGGCUCUGGAGGGGGAGCUGACUCCCAUCCUGGUGCAGAUGGUGAAGAGUGCCAACAUGAACGGCAUGCUGGACAGCGACAGCGAGUCUCUGACCGACUGCCAGCAGAGGGUGAAGGCCCGCCUCCAUGAGAUCAUGCAGAAAGACCAGGACUUCACUGAGGCCGACUACCAGAAGCUGGCCCCUACAGGCAGCCCCUCUCUGGUCAACUCCAUGAAGAUCAUAGGGAACCCAGUGAGGACGUGUGACCAGGUCUACACCCUCAUCCAGAGACUCACCUCCCAGAUCCGCAAAAGGCUUGAGGACCCCAAAUCUGCAGACCUGCAGCUAUACCACAGUGAGACCCUUGAGCUGAUGCUGCAACGCUGGUCCAAGCUGGAAAGGGACUUCCGGAAUAAGAGCGGCCGCUACGACAUCAGUAAGAUCCCAGACAUCUACGACUGUGUGAAGUACGACACGCAGCACAACGCCACGCUGGGCCUGGAGGACACACUGGAGCUGUUCAGGCUGUCCCGUGCCCUGGCCGACAUCGUCAUACCUCAGGAGUAUGGCAUCAAUAAGCCAGAAAAGAUGGACAUUGCCCAGGCCUACUGCCUGCCCUUGAUGAAGAAGAUCCAGCUAGACCUGCAGAGGACCCACGAGGACGAGGCCGUCAACAAGCUGCACCCACUGUGGUUCAGGUACUCGCGGGGAGUCAUGUCUCCAGGGCGUCACGUCCGGACCCGCCUCUAUUUCACCAGCGAGAGCCACGUUCACUCGCUGCUCAGCAUCUUCCGCUACGGCGGACUACUGGAUGAGGUGAAGGACCAGCAGUGGAAACAGGCCAUGGAUUACCUCAGUGCCGUCUCUGAACUCAACUACAUGACUCAGAUAGUCAUCAUGCUGUAUGAGGAUAACAACAAGGACCCCGGCUCAGAGGAGCGUUUCCACGUGGAGCUCCACUUCAGUCCCGGGGUGAAGAGCUGUGAGGACGAGGAGAACGUCCCUCUGGGCUUUGGCUUCCGCCCUGCCUCCGCUGAGAACCAGGAGAAGCAGACCAACCAAGGCAGUCUGGAGGACCUAUCACAGGACGAGCCUGACCGGGCCCUGCCUCUCUCUGAACUAAUCAGCAUCAGAAGAUCACCCAUGAUCCGCAACCGCAAGACUGGCUCCAUGGAGGUCCUCUCCGAGACCUCCCCCGGCUCCUCCAAGGGCGCCUCCUACCGCCUCUUCCCCUCCUGCUCGCGCCAGUCCCCUGAGAUCAAACCGACUGGCCUAGGGUCCCUGUGCUCGGGCCUCUUCAGUGCCUCUGUCCUGGGGGUGUCCUCUAGCGCCCCCAACCUGCGGGACUACGUCCGCACCCACCACCGCAAACCCCCCCUGUCCCCCGGUUUGCCUUUUGGAGAUGAGCUGUUCUCUAUGCCGGCAGUAAAGAGAUUUUCUGUGUCGUUUGCCAGGCAUCCGACUAACGAGCCCCUAGACGAGCAUCUUGUAGCCCAGCUGCUGAAGGGGCUCGUCACUGACCCGGCCCUCCUGUGUUGCCCCCCUCUGGCCUCUCUGGACAGGGCCAUGGCCCACCACCUGCACCAGUGCCCCUACCACCUGCGCCUCCUCAGGAACUGGCUGGUGUCCGGCCAAGACCUCCCCGAGUGCCUCUACGGCUUUGAAGGCUGCUCCAUGGUGCCCUCUAUCUACCCACUGGAGACGCUGCACAACUCGCUGUCCCUCAAGCAGGUGGACGAGUUCCUCAAUGCUGUGUGUGAGGACAGCAGCGACGCCCAUGCUAAGACCAUGAAAGCUCUCUCUGUCUUGUUCGACACGUCAAGCCAGGGGUAUGGUCAGGCACACACCUACCCCCCACCAAAGGCCCUCUCCUCCUCAGAAACUCCUGUUCGGCCCCCCACCCACCCACUAUGCUUAAGCAGUGGCCCCCCCAGCACAGUGUCCAGUGCAGGGCCCUCCUCCCCCACCUCGGUGAACCCAUCAAACCCAGCCAUACACUUCAGCUUCAGUGAGUAGUCCGGAACCCCCUCACCGGAUCCCACAGAGGGAACCGCAGGACAACCCAACACCUGGACCUUCGGAGGAAGCCAUUAUUAAUCCAUCCAUCCACACUGUGCCCGUCAACCUAUGAGUGCCUUCAAACUCUUGUUAGUAAUCACAGUCUCAUACAGUGCUGGACCCUGAGGGCCGUUCGUGGACAAAAACAAACAAAAACCCUCAAAAACCCUGGAUGGAAUCACUACAGCCCAUCUGUCUGUCCUUGAUUCAGACUGCCUGCUGAUAUUGUUGCUGAACAGAGACAAUGGGAGACCUCCUUUCACAGAGACGGGAGGCAGGUUCAGAAUAUUCUACACCAAUCAUUGCAGACAAUUAUUGGCAUACAGGUAUAGUUGAGCCAGUUGAUCAAAUGCUGACUGCUUUCUCAGUUUUGUUGUGUGUCCCUCUUUUUAUAUUCUGUUUUGGGGUGGCUGUACUUUACGUGAUUGGGGGGGGUACAAAACGAUACAACAGGAAUACUGUACACUGAAUAUACAAAAACAUUAAGAACACCUGCUCUUUCUAUGACAGACUGACCAGGUGAAAGCGAUGAUCCCUUAUUGAUGUCACUUAAAUCCACUUGAAACAGUGUAGAUGAAUGGGAGCAAACAGGUCAAAAAGGGAUUUGUAAACCUUGAGACAAUUGAGACAUGGAUUGUGUGUGUCAUUCAGAGGGUGUGUAACUCAAUAUUAGGAAGGUGUUUCGUUUUGGUGUACUCAGUGUAUGUUUCCUAUCAUGUCUACACAGCAUUUUGUCACGAAAUAAUACACAACUCAUAUUUUAUAUACAUAAUUGUUUUUAUGUUGAUGAGUCCCAUGUGAAAUAUAUUUCAUAUCCUGAUCUCAACAUGCCAAAAAUAUAAACAAUACACGUGUCUCAACACCUUACAUAAAAAUCUGUGGUAAAUCUAUAUUUUUUUUUACAGUAUUUCAAGGGUAAACCACUCCAGAGGAAAAUAGCUGUGCCUUUAGCCUUUCUCAGUCUAUACUGGGUUGGGUCCUCAAACUAUUUUUAACAUUUCUGCUGUCUUGCCAAAGUUAUGUUUUUAAUGUUAAUUUAAACAAUUGUGUAUCAAAUGGUGUAAUACAUAUUAUUUGGGCAUAUGUAUUGUCCCAGUGGGGAUAAAUAAAGUUGAAUAUGUAUUUAUGGAUUAAAAAAAAAUUACAUUUUUUUUUUAGAUGGAAGGUAUGCAUUGAAUCGUUUAACAAAAACAAUGGUUUUCUUGUACAGUAAUUCUCCAAAUUGUAAAACCAAAACGUUUCUAUGGAUUCUGAAAAGCACAUGAAUGUCAUUGUAUUUGUAGUUGGUAUGUAGUAGUCUAUGCUAUUUCAAGGAUGCUCUCAACUGCACUAAUGUAAAACUAGCACUGCUGAAUCUAUAGAACAAAGCUUUAUUUUUCUUUAGAGUUUUCUUCACAUUGUUUUUCUUGAUAGUAAUGAUUUAUUUAAUGACUGGUGUUUAUAGGUGAAAUUAGGACCUUUUUUUUUGGUGGUUAUUUAAUGUGCCAUGUAAUAUCAGCCAAAGAUAGUUGAUGCUGUAUAGAAUCCUCUCCUUAGACAUUGUCUUAUUAAGGUCUAGCAAUAAAACACCAAGGUUGUUUUAUUAAAAGUAAUAUCUGAUUUCUGAA
This is a messenger RNA of Oncorhynchus nerka (sockeye salmon), 6069 nucleotides long. RefSeq names its product diphosphoinositol pentakisphosphate kinase 1b (gene ppip5k1b). The transcript is spliced from 31 exons. Gene Ontology annotation, cellular component: cytosol. Bases 614 to 4420 code for a protein of 1268 amino acids. The record is from RefSeq and is a predicted model, not a curated record. Gene Ontology annotation, biological process: inositol metabolic process; inositol phosphate biosynthetic process. Gene Ontology annotation, molecular function: diphosphoinositol pentakisphosphate kinase activity; inositol hexakisphosphate kinase activity; 5-diphosphoinositol pentakisphosphate 1-kinase activity. Lineage: Eukaryota; Metazoa; Chordata; Actinopteri; Salmoniformes; Salmonidae.